AUGUCAGCACAAACCGAGAAUCUCAGGUCUAUACCUAAAGAUGAAGUGGCCAAACACACGAAAGAAGGUGAUCUAUGGGUUAUCGUCGAUUCCAUAGUUUACGACCUUAGCAAAUUUGGAGCUAUGCAUCCUGGUGGUAUUGGAGUUUUACUCGAUCCAGAAGUAGCUGGACAAGAUGCUACUACUGUGUUUUACGGAUUGCAUCGCUCAGAAAUCCUACAAAAACCACAAUAUCAAAGACUCAGAAUCGGUAUUGUCGAAGGACAGAAACCACGUAUAAAACCAUCACUACCUGGAGAUAUCUCCCGUGUACCUUAUGGUGAACCGACAUGGUUGACGCCGGAGUACAAAAGUCCUUACUUCAAAGAAUCCCAUAGGGCUUUACAAAAAGCCAUGCGUAUUUUUGUGGAUGAACUAUUGUAUCCCGAUGCGCAGGCCUGCGAGGAGUCGGGUAAACGUGCAUCCAAAGAGGUGUUGCAAGCCAUGGCCGAGAAUAACCUGAAUCGCAUGCGACUCGGACCAGGAAAACAUCUCCAUGGUCAUCAACUAUUCGGCGGGGCUGUCAAAGGGGAGGAAUUCGAUUAUUUCCAUGAACUCGUCCUUAACCAGGAAAUCUCAAGAAUCAACGCCAGAGGUUAUGGUGAUGGCUUGAACGCUGGAAUGGUCAUUGGUUUACCUCCGGUUUUGAACUUUGCCAAAGAGCCAUUGAGGUCCAAAGUCUUGGAUGAGGUUUUCAGUGGGCAAAAGGUUAUUUCUCUGGCUAUUUCCGAAGCAUUCGCCGGCUCAGACGUUGCCGGUCUUCGCACCACAGCUACCAAGAGUGAAGAUGGCAAAACUUGGACAAUCAAUGGGACCAAAAAGUGGAUCACGGGCGGCAUGCAUUCUGAUUAUUUCACUGUCGGAGCAAAGACCGAAGGUGGUCUCACUGUCUUCCUCGUCCCUCGUGGUGAAGGUGUGGAAACCAAACAAAUCAAGACUUCUUAUUCCACUACGGCUGGGACGGCCUAUAUCACUUUUGAUAAUGUCAAAGUACCUGCGGAAAACAUGUUGGGACCGGAAGAUGGGGGUUUGCUCGUCAUUCUUUCAAACUUUAACCACGAACGAUGGGUCAUGUGUUGUGCAUCUGCGCGAUCGUCUCGUACGAUAGUAGAAGAAUGUCUUAAAUGGGGAGCACAGAGAUUUGUAUUUGGUAAACCUCUCCUUGCCCAAGCUGUGAUUCGACACAAGUUGGCAGCUAUGAUUGCGAAAGUUGAAGCUACACAAGCGUGGUUGGAACAGAUUACAUAUCAGAUGUGUAACAUGAGUUACAAGGAACAAUCUCGUAAUCUCGCCGGUCAAAUCGCUUUCCUUAAAAUGCAAUCAACCAGAUUCGCAGGUGAGAUAAGCGACGACGCCGUACAGAUCUUCGGUGGUCGAGCCAUCACUCGAACAGGCAUGGGCAAGUUUAUCGAGCAGUUCCAGAGAACUCAGAAGUUCGAUGCUAUUCUCGGGGGAGCAGAGGAUGUACUUGGUGAUUUGGGUGUGAGGCAGGCGAUGAGGAAAAUGCCCAAAGAUGUAAGGUUGUAA
Molecule: messenger RNA, 1566 nt
Organism: Tremella mesenterica DSM 1558
Lineage: Eukaryota; Fungi; Basidiomycota; Tremellomycetes; Tremellales; Tremellaceae
Exons: 12
Coding region: 1-1566 (521 amino acids)
Molecular function (GO): acyl-CoA dehydrogenase activity; flavin adenine dinucleotide binding
Source: RefSeq, a predicted model, not a curated record